Molecule: messenger RNA, 502 nt
Organism: Gordionus sp. m RMFG-2023
Lineage: Eukaryota; Metazoa; Nematomorpha; Gordioida; Chordodea; Parachordodidae
Product: transcription and mRNA export factor ENY2-like
Exons: 5
Coding region: 12-383 (123 amino acids)
Biological process (GO): regulation of transcription by RNA polymerase II; positive regulation of DNA-templated transcription; poly(A)+ mRNA export from nucleus
Cellular component (GO): SAGA complex; DUBm complex; nuclear pore
Molecular function (GO): transcription coactivator activity; chromatin binding
Source: RefSeq, a predicted model, not a curated record
ACAUAUAUUUCAUGAGAGUAACAUAUGUCAAUUUUUUAAUUCCAAACAAAACAACAGUAAAUUUAAAAGAAAUGCUUCAAAAUAAUAACGAAGAAAUUAAUGCAAUAAUGGAUCAAAGAUUCAACGAAUCAGAGGAAAAACUACGAUUAAAAGAAGAACUAAAUCUUAAAUUAAUUGAAUGUGGAUGGAAGGAAGAAGUUAAGGAAUUGUGUAAAAAAAGUGCUUCAAAAUUUGCAGAGGAAAAAGGAAUUGAAAACGUUACUGCAGACGAUUUAAUAAAUGAUAUAACUCCACAAGCAAGAGGAUUGGUGCCAGACCAUAUCAAAGUGGAAUUACUAAACCAAGUCAAAGAAUAUUUGGAAAAACAACCCGAAUUUAGUUGAAUUUGAAAUGAUUUAUUUAUUUUUAUUAUGAAAAUUGUAAAUAUAAGUAUUUUGACUUCAAAUUUGUAAAAAUUAUAAAUAAAUAUGAAUGUAUCAUUUUUAUCGGCAUAAAAUUUUUA